CAACAACGGGAGAAGAUUCAGAAGGAGAGGACCAACAGUCCUAGCUGAUCUAUGGAACAUGGAUCCUAAUGAAAGGGUUGAUGUCGAGGUUAAUAGACAUGGAGUUCCAUGUGGUCCCGAGUCAGGCUUAUUUGCAUCAUUCCUAGGAGUUGUGGCGAGAAACGGGUUGUUUGCACCCUUGGAGCUUAAUUGGAGAAAGGCUGAGUUUCGUCCUUAUAAAGCAAAGAUACUGUAUCUUGUUCACACCAAAUUUCGAUAUCCACCUGCUACCACCAAAUGGAUUCUGAAAAAUGUGAAUAGAAGGUGGAGCGACCACAAGACAAAACUAAAAAGUUUAUAUUAUGAUCCCGAACUGUCCGUUGAAGAAGUUCUUGAAAAACCGAACCCUACAGACGUUAUUGAUACUCAUUGGCAGACUUUGGUUAAUCGUUGGUAAACUGAAGACUUUCAGAGACUAAGUAAGCAAAACGCUGAAAAUGCUAGCAACAUGAAGACUCCACAUACUUGUGGAAAGAUGAGCUUUGCUAGGUG
Linum tenue is the source of this 531-nucleotide messenger RNA. Lineage: Eukaryota; Viridiplantae; Streptophyta; Magnoliopsida; Malpighiales; Linaceae. The record is from the annotation of a GenBank genome assembly.